Molecule: messenger RNA, 9535 nt
Organism: Pelobates cultripes (western spadefoot toad)
Lineage: Eukaryota; Metazoa; Chordata; Amphibia; Anura; Pelobatidae
Source: the annotation of a GenBank genome assembly
CUUCCGCAGACACCCGAUCAUAGACAGGGCGCUCUCUCUCUCUCCCCCCACCCGCGUCGUUGGUUGUAGUUUCCGGUCUCUGAGCCGGAAGUAGCGCUGUGUUGCCCGGUUGCCGUUCUAGUAGUGUGCGAGCUGUGCCCGGACCCGAAGCCGAGAUGCCGCUGGAGAACCUGGAGGAGGAAGGGCUACCGAAAAACCCGGACCUGCGGAUCGCGCAGCUCAAAUUCCUGCUCAGCCACCCGGAGCCAUGCGGGGAGCCGGCCAUCAAAGCGGAGCUCAUGGAGGCCGUGACCCGGAAUAGUGAGUGUCCGCCCCGGGGAGAGAGAGAGAGAGAGAGAGAGAGAGGGGGGACCCGGCACCGGCCAGCCAGCCGGGGGGAGACAUGGCGGCGCUGUGCUCGGUCACCGGCCUGGCUCAGCUGGGCCCCUGCCGGCUGCCAUUUAUUGCUGAGUAAUGCGGGAGCUCUGCCUCCUCCUCCUCCAUGAUAAUCCCCCCCCCCCCGGGGACACCGUGUCAGUGUGUGAGCCGGGAUACAAUGAAAGUACUGAGAACCUGCACACACAGCGAGUACCGAGCCGCCAUUAAUCAGAGUAUUCACAGACAGUGACAAGGCAAUAGCACCCAGGGAUAUAUUAUUAUAUUAUUAUAGGAUAUAUAUUGCUUAUAGCGUCCUGGAAUAUACUUAAAAAAUAAAUAAAUCUCAAUGCCCUCUUCCUGGUCCAACACAUUUUAAUUAAAAACAAAAACACAAUAGUCAAGUCUUCACAAUGGGCCGCUUACAUUUACUUCAGAAUAACAUAUGGAUAGGUGAAUUGCAUUAGUGCCCACAGCUAUUUCUGUAGGUGUAACCAUCAGUAGUACGUUGUUUAACCCCUUAAGGACCAAACUUCUGGAAUAAAAGGGAAUCAUGACAUGUCACACAUGUCAUGUGUCCUUAAGGGAUUAAACCCAAAGAAAACACAGAUAAAAUAGUGUUUUUAAAAAAUGCAUAAACCUCCACAAGUCACACCUGUGCUAAUCUAUAUGCCAGAGAGCAUGUGUUUCAGCUUUUAAGCACAUUGUGUGUUCAUUGACACAAGAUAUGGCUAUUGUUGAGAAAAUAAUCAGAUGGAAAGCAGGUACUUGUUAAUUUAACCCACACCAGAUGCCUGGGGGAUUUGUCCUUACAAAGCUGACACACUUCCUUAUAGCAAUACUGUUUCAUACCUGCAAUGGACACUGUGAUAGGCUGAAAGCGGUCAGCUGACAUUCUCAUCUAACCAGAGUUGCCCAUUGCUGCUCAAUUUAUUGCUUCCUUAUCAGCCUGAGCAUAACAAUGGCACCAGGGGACAUCAUACACUAUAACCACUUUAAUGAGAUGAAGCUGGUACAGUUAGGGGCAUUAAAGUGACACUCCACUGCUAAAAAAAAAAAAAAAAUGUUUACUAGAUAUACCCCCAGUAAAAACAUGCAAAUGUUUAUGCAUUUUUUCAUAUUAUAUAGGACCUUUAGGGGUCUGGAGUGUCCUUUAAAGGUAGAGGAGGAAUUGGGGAGUUUUAAGCAUCCAGGGUUAGGAUCUGUGUUAGGAAGAGUUUAGAAUGGGGAGGAAGGGUAGUGUUGGGGACCUCAGGCAGCAGAGUGUGCUAUCACACAUGCUCUCUAGUCAUGAUUGUGGCUGGAACUGUAGGGAGAAAAGAGUGUUGAUGAAAUUAAUCACUAGUGCAACUAUUGGUUGUAAUGUUAACAAGUACACUAUAAUUUUACAGUACCAGUCAAGUCCCCCCCCAGCACAAUACAGCAUGAAAGAAGCUGUUUCAAUUAGUACAAAUAUUGAAAUUUCAAUCACUUCUAAACUUCUCCCUGUUAUAUCCUGGCAGAUAUGUCACCUUUCUAUGAAAGCCUGUGCAAACAACUGGACUGGUCACUAGACACAGACCUACUAAACAAAAUGAAGAAGGCUAAUGAAGAAGAGCUAAAGAGGCUAGAUGAUGAGCUGGAGGACGCAGAGAAAAACCUUGGCGAAAGUGAGAUUAGAGAUGCCAUGAUGGCAAAGGCUGAAUACCUCUGUAGAAUUGGUGAUAAGGUAAGCCUUGUGAAUGUUACUACUUCUGACCACCUUUACUAAAGGAACACUCUAAACACAAUGGCCAUUACAGCUUGUUGUUGUAGUUAUAAUGUAGAGUCUUUGUUGUCUAGAAUUCAAAGUGAAUUUUAAAAUGUGGGCCAGAAUAGAUGGACCAAGAACAUAGCUGAAUUUUCCUCUUUUGCUAUUUCGGCCUAAAAUUUGAGAUAAAGUUAAUUUAACAUCUUCUGUGUUUGUUAAACAAGACCUGUUCAAAAUCACGUUAAAAAGAAUUAUAACCCCCAGGCUCUGACAACUAUUGUUUAUUUUUCUGCAUUCAUCAGGAAUUUUAUAGCAUAAUAUCCUACUAAUAGAUGUUUCUUUCCAAGAGAAAUGCAGCACACACAUAUCAUUCCAGUAAUCAAACAGGGAAAGGUAACUGAUACACUGUUAACCAUGAUUAACUAAAAAUAAGAACAAAAUGGUGUACAUAUGGAUGGUUUUUAUGUGAAGAGUGGAGUAAGGACAACUUUCUAUUGAAUGCAUCUUUGCAGUUGUGAUGUAUAUAGUUGUAAAUAAUUUCUACAAAUUCAUUAAUAUGCUCUAUAUUUUAAGAAAAUAACAAACAUAUGUUAUAGUAUCACCUUAGGGCAGGGGUCCUCAAACUGUGGCCCUCCAGAUGUUGCUGAACUACAACUCCCAUGAUUCUUUGAAUUACAUAGGUAGCCAGAGAAUCAUGGGAGUUGUAGUUCAGCAACAUCUGGGGGGGGGGCUGGAGUUUGAGGACCCCUGCUUUAGGGUUUCAUUCAUUAAUCUGCAUGUGCCUCUGAGAUUCAGGUCGCACUGACUCUUUAUUGUGAACAGAAUAAGAGACUUUACUGAGUAGAACAUGCAGUGAUAAAAUUAGCAUAUUGGUGUAGUGAAGAACCUUCUAUAAAUCUGUUUUAUAUUGCCAUUCACUUGUAGUGUUAGAGUUGUUGUAUUGAUUUAGAAUCCUGAUGGGACCUUGUAUUUUAGGAAGGGGCACUGACAGCAUUCAGAAAAACGUACGAUAAGACCGUGGCACUAGGACAUCGACUGGAUAUAGUGUUUUACCUCCUGAGAAUUGGCUUGUUUUAUAUGGACAAUGACCUGAUUACGAGGAACACUGAGAAGGCCAGAAGGUAUGGUUCAAGCUUUAACUUUGUUUUGUAAUCACUUCAUACGAUACAAGCUAAUGCACCCAGUAUUACACUGUACAUACUGUUGUACUGUUAUGUUAACUAGUUCUUGUGAUAAAAUAUUGUGCUCUUAUCCUUUUUAAAAGUCUCAUUGAGGAAGGUGGUGACUGGGACAGGAGGAAUCGUUUGAAAGUUUACCAAGGCCUUUACUGCGUUGCCAUCCGAGACUUCAAGCAAGCAGCUGAACUCUUCCUGGAUACAGUGUCAACAUUUACUUCCUAUGAGUUGAUGGAUUAUAAAACCUUUGUUACGUACACUGUUUACGUCAGUAUGAUAGCACUCGAUCGACCAGACCUAAGAGAAAAGGUACUAGUUUUAGCCUGUGCCUGGAAAUCGUAAAAGGUUAAUACCAUGAGUUGGAAUUUCUUUGAAGAAUCACAAGUCAACUUUAAAGGAGCACUAUAGCGUCAGGAACACAAACCUGUAUUUCUGACCCUAUAGGGUUAAAACCACCAUAUAGCCCCCAUGUCCCCCCUCAUACCUCCCUAAAUAUAGUAACAUCUUACUUGUAUUCAAGUCUGGAGCUGGUGGCUUUGUCUCUAUUUACUUUUGACCUGCACACUGCCUUCUGACAUCAUCAGAAAUGGUGUUCUGAGCCAAUGACAAUGCUUCCUCAUAGGAUUGGCUGAGACUGACAAGGAGGCAGAUCAGGAGCAGAGCCAGCACAAUUCAAACACAGCCCUGGUCAAUCAGCAUCUCCUCAUAGAGAUGAAUUGAAGAAGUGAAUAUCUACGAGGAAAGUUCAGUGUCUGAAUGCAGAGGGAGGAGAUACUGAAUGUUUGGAUGCAUUUUAGGCAGCUAUGACCCAGGAAGGAUCUCUAACAGCCGUCUGAGGAGUGGCCAGUGAAGUUAUCACUAGGCUUUAAUGUAAACACUGCAUUUUCUCUUCUCUACUCACGAGAACAAAUUCAAUAGUUGUUCUGGUGACUAUAGUGUCACGUUUUGCUACUGAAAGUCUGUUUAUUGAACCUUCUAUAAAAUAAUUUGUUUCAAGAUAUUUCUCUAUAUAUAUGUCUCUGCUCCGGAGAUAUGUUAGCAACAUAUUAAAAUAUGUUCUGUUUAUUUUAGAAAAAGUAUUUUCAAAAUUAAAAUAAUGAAAAUAUUUAAACUUAGUGUAAAUGUCCAUUUUUGUCCAGUAUUUCACAAAUUAUGUGUGUUAAUUUAAAGAAAGGAGGUACAAUUAAGCCAAAAAUGAGUUCACUCUGUCACCCAAACUUCAUAUUUCGGUAUAUGCAGCCAGAGUGUGUGGAUUCAAUGGGAGAUUUAGAAAUAUCGGCCUUAUUGAAACAUCGCCCACCUAUACAUGUGUGCAGGGAUAGGGAACAGGUAGUUAUCCAUCUUUGGACAUACGAAUUCUUAAUGUUUACAGUGUUGGUAACUGUAUUUGUGUUCUGAUUUUUAUAAAUCAUGCUCAUUCAGGGCAUUGAUCAGCUACUUUAGCACCCAGCUCUUUGGUAUUUUGUUCCAUCAAUUCUUUCUAUUUGUUUUUAAAAAGAAUUGUCAUUUCAGGUUAUCAAAGGUGCAGAGAUUCUGGAAGUGUUGCACAGUUUACCCUCUGUCCGACAGUACCUUUUCUCUCUCUAUGAAUGUCGGUAUUCGGUUUUCUUCCAGUCAUUAGGUAAGGGAUUCUACCUAUAUUCAGUGAAAACCAUGCUGGAUUUGUACAUAAUUUAAAAGUUACAAGCACAGUAAAUGAACCUCCUCUAAUCAAGAAUGGUAUGCUUCUGUAUAUAAAAUAAAUUUUCACCUGCAACAUAAAAUAUACCAUUGCUUAAGAUUCUUAAGUAAAUUAUACUUGACAUGAUCCUGCACUACUAACCUCUGUGGCAUAUGUUAAAUUGAUUUAUCUUUCUCUAUUAUAGCUACUGUAGAGCAGGAAAUGAAAAAGGACUGGUUGUUUGCCCCUCACUAUCGCUACUAUGUUAGAGAGAUGCGGAUCCAAGCCUACAGCCAGCUGUUAGAAUCAUACAGGUCGCUGACGCUCGGAUACAUGGCUGAAGCUUUUGGCGUUGGUGUUGAGUUUAUUGAUCAGUACGUUUUUGUGUUAAUCUUCAUUUUUCUAUCUAUGAAUGUGUACACUGGAGUAUUAUUCACAAAAUGGUUAUGGAUACACAUAAAUUAAAUAUUUUUUUGGUGGGAGGUGGGGUUUGUUAAGUUUGUUAUCAAGUCACUAGAGCUGUUAAUGCCAGUUUGUUCCAGGCAAAAUACUUGGGAUAUAUAAAUCAGUCACAUUCAGUAGGACUUGCAGAAGGGUAGAAAUUUAUUAUUGUGUGGGAAAAGCAGAAAUUUUACUUAAAUAUUUUUUUCCUUAAUAUAGUGGCAGUACCAAUGGGUUUGUAUCCUCUUAAAGGACAAGCCGACUGUCAAUAAAUAAAAUAAAAAUUGAAAAAGUCCCUCCUCUUUCCCCUUUAAAACCCCGGACUUACCCAAGGACCGUCCGUAAAUGAAAAGAAAAGACACAAUAGGCUACAUCAUGCUCAAUAUAAAUUUAUUAUCAAAAGAGGGAGGGAAUUGUACUGCCACUAUAUUAAGGAAAAGAGAAUUUACGGUAAGUCAAAUUUCAGUUUUUCCUGGCAUAUAGUGGCAGAACAAGUGGGAUAUAACAAGAUCCCUGGAACAUUAAAAGGGUGGGUCUCAACGAACUACAGCUUGCAGCACCUUGCGCCCAAAAGCAGCCUCAGAGGACGAGAAGAUGUCUAGCCGAUAGUGCUUGAUGAAGGUCUGAAAAGAGGACCAAGUUGCCGCUUUGCAGAUGUUGGAUUUUUCAGCCCAUAAAGUGGACAUAGCUCUGGUUGAGUGCACUCUAAUGGAGGAAGGUAAUUGAAUAUUGUGCAAUUCAUAAGCCAACUUGGUGUCCGUUAACCACCUCGCCAGAGUGGGUUUAGAUGCUCCCAUACCUUUAUUUCCCUGAAAAUUAAUAAACCAGUAAUCUGAGGACCUAAAUUUUUCUGAAUGAGAUAAGUAAAUUAGAAGUGCUCUACGAACAUCCAGAUUAUGCCACUUCCAUUCUUGAUCCGAACUACAGAAUGAUGGAAGUACCAGAGGUUCAUUAAGAGAUUUUCUUGAAAGAACUUUCAGUGAAAAGACUUAAUAUGUAGCACAACCUUGUCCUGAUGGGAAAAUCGUGAAUUCCGACACAGAGGAAAGGGCUUGAAUCUCCCCAAUUCUUCUAGCUGAGGUAAUUGCUACCAGGAAAAUAGUAUUGAGCGACAGAAUUCUUAAUGAUACACCUUCAAGUGGUUCAAAUGGAGCUUCACAUAAAGACUGUAGCACCAGAGAUAAAUCCCAGGAAGGGGAUUUAAAUUUUCGAGGUGGUCUUUGUAGAAGAAUGGACUUGAAGAAACGCCUAAUCUGCAGACAUGUUGCAAACUCUUGUAGCAAAAAAUGGCUGAGGGCUGCAGUGUGAACCUUUUAAAGUAUAGAAACAGAGACCCUUUUCAAAACCUUCUUGCAGAAACUGAAGAAUUGUCUUAACAGAGGGACUGCAAUAAAAUAAUUAUGCUGAACGCACCAAUAGAGAAUUUUUUUCCAAAUCCUCAAAUCGAUAGUAGACGUAGAAGCACUGGUGGAGUUUAGAAUAGUGUGCAACAUGUUACAUGGAAUGCCUUUGGUUCUCCAGGAUUAACCUUGCAACAAUCUGUCAAUCUGAACAUGCAAAUUGUUUUUUUCCGGGAGAACGACAUUAUCCAGGAGUUGAUCUGAGAAUGGAAGCUCCCAGUAGUCCAGUACCAUAAGUCGCAAUUCUGAGAACUAGCUCUGGUUUGGCCAGUAUGGGAGGACAGCAAUCACUCGAGAUUGUUAUGCCUUGAUCUUCUGCAAAGUUCCCGGGAUCAUUUGUAUAGGAGGAAAAAGGAAUGCCAGGGGAUCAACAUGCUGUCCAGUACCUGAAGGUUGUCCUGUCUGAACAGUGAAGCAAACUUCUGCACUUUUCUGUUCUUUCUCCUUGCCAUUCAAUCUAUUACCGGAAGGCCGAAUCUUUUCACUAUUUUUGAGAAGACUUGAGGGUGUGGAGACCAAUUUGUUUGUGACAUUUGUUCCUGCUGAGGUCAUCUGCUACCACAUUUUGUUCGCCUUUUAUGUGAACCGCCGAAAUAGAUUCCAGGUGCCUCUGUGGCCACAUCAUAAUCUCCCCCACAAAGAACAUGCAGGCCUCUGAUUCUUGUACCUCCCUGACGGUUGAUAUAAGCCACUGUCGUUGAUAUUCUUUAGGUCCAGAAUAGGUCUGACAGACUGAUCUGGCUUUGGGAUCAGGAAGAAUCUGGAAUAUACCCCUUUACCUUCCGGACAUCUUAUCACUCUUUCUGUCACACCCUUUUUAACAGUGCCAUAGCUUCUGAGUAAAGAGCUUCCUUUUUCUUUUGAGAUUGGUAAAAAGACAUGAGAAAACAGGGGUUCAGAGUUUCUGAAAACUUGACUUUGUAGCCCUCUUUUAUGACACCCAGAAUCCAUGGGUUUGAUGUUGAUUCUUCCCAUGUUUUGUAAAAAUGUUGUAGACGUCCACCUACUGUGGUGUCAGAACCUCUUCUUUUUGUCUUGUUUUGCUAGAGUUUGACUUGAAACUUGUAGUCUCUUGUUGGUUUUUCGAAAAAAAACGAUUCCUCUCAAACUUCCCAGAUAUUCUAGGCUGGUAUUGGAAUCUUUUAUAAUUUGGCGUAUAUCUAUGUUCCUGAGUUAAAGCCUUUUUCGUGUUAGACGUUUAUUUAAUAAUUUCUUCUAGUUUGGAAACAAACAAUUUUUAACUUUCCAGAGGUAGUUCACAUAAAGAAGCCUUAGAUGCUGUAUCAGCAGACCACGAAAGCAGCCAUAAAGCUCUUCUGGCCACUGAACCAUUGAACGUGCCAACAGUUUUAGGCCUUCCUCAGAUACAUAAAUACAUCAUCCAACCUUAUAUUAUGUAAAAGUUGAGGAAUUUCUUUUUCUGCUCCUUCCAUCAGGCAGCUCUCAAUUUCUUGAAGCCAAACGUUGUGCUCUCAUGACAGAUACUCCCGCAAUAGCAGCUUUGCUUUGAAAACCUGCUGUUUGGAAGAUUCUUCUGCAGGGCGUCUCCGCUUUUCUGUCUAUUGGAUUUUUAAGACCAGAUACUUCACUGUUGGGUAGUGUGGUCUUUUUGGACAGUUGCGCCACUUGUGUAUCUACCUUUGCUAGCUGCGCAUUUGGAACUCCGGUGGAACACAAGGCGUGUGUUCCACCACCGUGCGCAAGCUCCGAGCUUGCAAUUCCAUUGACGGAACUCCCGGGACCGCCUAUUACUCAUUGCCGGUUUCCACACAGAAUAAGAAGACAUAUUUUCCUGAAAUACUGAUGGUCCUGGGGUAAGUCCGGGGUUUUGAUGAUGGUGGGGGGGACUAUUUACAUUUUUAUUUUAUUUAUUGACAGUGGGCUUGUCCAUCAAGAGGAUACAAACCCACUGGUACUGCCACUAUAUGCCAGGAAAAUACAUUUUAUAGAAAACAUGAUAUUAAAAAUGUUUCAAGUGUAGUACCGAAUGCACUACUUAUCACUUAAUCCAAUUAGUUGACAUGGGUAGUAGACCAAAUAAUUUCUCACUAAACUUCCCCAUCCUGUCUAUUUUUAGACCCUCUUGUGUGAGGAAACAUCUUUAGGCAUAUAUAUUUUAAUCUAUUCUUUUGAUAAGGAGUUUGACUAUAAAAUGUAUAGGUUAUAGGAAUGCCUACGUGACUGAACUUGUCAUCCACAAAUCAUGAAUGACAAGUUUACUUGAAAUAGUUUCACAUCCUACUUCUAUUUAAUUCAGUAAAACAAGUUGAUUUGAACUAAAGCUACAAAUUAAUAUUUUCUGUUUGUUUCAGGGAACUUUCCAGGUUUAUUGCAGCUGGAAGACUUCAUUGCAAAAUAGAUAAAGUUAAUGAAAUUGUAGAGACAAACAGGUAAUGUUUUCUACUUUGUAUGAUUUCAGUUUUGGUGCAGUUCAGUACAUCAUUGUGCAUCAUUGCCUUUCUUUUUUGUUAACUUUGCAGGCCUGAUAGCAAGAACUGGCAGUAUCAAGAAACCAUAAAGAAAGGUGAUCUGUUACUGAACCGUGUCCAGAAACUCUCUCGAGUAAUCAACAUGUAAACUGUCUCACUUUUAACCAGGGUGAAUGAAUCCAAGUGGAAGAGGUCUUGUUAGGUCGUGUAUAAAUAUAUGGUCUCUAUUUACUCAGUAUUUUGGGAGAUGACUGAUGUGUAUUUAGGGGUUUUUACAGUUUUACGUUAUGUAAACAAUCCAUUACUUGUAAAACACAAAAAAAAGAAAAACAAUUAAAAAAAAAAAA